This is a messenger RNA of Diceros bicornis minor, 5437 nucleotides long. It is a transcript of the gene SYNPO2, whose product is annotated as synaptopodin 2. Gene Ontology annotation, cellular component: Z disc; actin cytoskeleton; stress fiber. Bases 72 to 3866 code for a protein of 1264 amino acids. Gene Ontology annotation, biological process: positive regulation of actin filament bundle assembly. Lineage: Eukaryota; Metazoa; Chordata; Mammalia; Perissodactyla; Rhinocerotidae. The transcript is spliced from 5 exons. Gene Ontology annotation, molecular function: actin binding. The record is from RefSeq and is a predicted model, not a curated record.
CUCGUCCUCAGCCGCACCCAGGCUUCGUCUGUCUUUUCAGCCUCUUCAUGCUACCCCGCUAAAAGGAGAAAAUGGGCACGGGGGAUUUUAUCUGCAUUUCCAUGACCGGAGGGGCGCCCUGGGGGUUCAGACUGCAAGGUGGCAAGGAGCAGAAGCAGCCCUUACGAGUUGCUAAGAUCCGAAGCCAGAGCAAAGCAUCCAGGUCUGGGCUCUGUGAAGGGGAUGAAGUGGUCUCUAUCAAUGGAAACCCUUGUGCAGACCUCACCUACCCCGAGGUCAUCAAGCUCAUGGAGAGCAUAACGGACUCUCUCCAAAUGCUCAUCAAAAGACCAUCGAGUGGAAUAAGUGAAACUUUGAUCUCUGAAACUGAAAACAAAACCCAUGAGCAUCUCACCCAGGAGGGGUAUGUGGAAAGCACCACCCUGCAGACUCGACCAGCCACAAAGAGCCAGUACAAAGAGUUCUACAUCACCCCCGUCAAGAGUGGAACUCCCCCAGCUGAGGACCAGGGAAGUGGCCCCCGUUGUUCAGGGAGCAUAAAAGAAGAAAGGAGCCUGAGCUACCACGUGGCUCCCCAAAUGCCUGACUUGCAAAGGGGAGGCCCAGCAGAGGAGGUUAUCUUAAGGGGCAAGGCAGAAGCGGGGCAGCCAGGCCCUGUGGUUGAGUUACAACUGUCCCUUUCACAGGAGAGACACAAGGGCACAAGUGCUCCUGUAGUGGCUCUCCUGGGAGCUGAAAAAUCUAAGUCUCCCGACUCCGAACCUAAUUUACAACACGAUGGGAUUGUCCACAUAAAUUCAGUCUCCACUGAUGAGAAAGAGGACCCUUCUCGGAGGUCCAGUAAGAUAAUCCAGAUUUCCAGUGGCAAAGAGUUGAGAGUGAUCCAGGGAAGUGGAGCCGGAGCCGCGGGGCUGCCCCGAGUGGAAGUGAUCCUCGACUGCUCUGACAGGCAGAAGACAGAAGGGUGCAGGCUGCAGGCAGGAAAGGGGUGUGUGGAUUCUCCAGUGGAAGGAGGGCAGUCAGAAGCACCUCCUUCUCUGAUAUCCUUUGCAGUCUCAUCAGAAGGCACAGAGCAGGGAGAAGACCCACGCUCGGAAAGGGAUCACAGCAAACCUCACAAGCACAGAGCGCGCCACGCACGGCUCAGAAGGAGUGAAAGCCUGUCAGAAAAGCAGGUGAAAGAAGCAAAAUCUAAAUGCAAAAGCAUUGCCCUCCUUCUGACAGAUGCCCCCAACCCCAACUCCAAGGGGGUGUUGAUGUUUAAGAAGCGUCGGCGGCGAGCCAGGAAAUACACCCUAGUCAGCUACGGUACUGGCGAGCUCGAGCGAGAGGCAGACGAAGAGGAGGAAGGGGACAGGGAGGAUACAUGUGAAGUCGCGUUUCUGGACCCGAGUGAAUCAGAGGUGGAUGAAGAGUUAUUAUCUGACGUUGACGACAACACACAAGUUGUGAACUUUGACUGGGAUUCUGGACUGGUGGACAUUGAAAAGAAACUGAACAGAGGGGACAAGAUGGAGAUGUUGCCAGACACCACAGGCAAGGGGGCCCUCAUGUUUGCCAAGAGGAGGGAGAGGAUGGAUCAGAUUGCGGCCCAGAAAGAGGAAGAGAGGGCAGGUGGAAUGCCAAGCAGAGAACCAGAUGCUGCCCGGACGGAUGGCCUCAGAACCAUGACUUCUUACCAAAGGAAGGAAGAAGAAUCGAUGAGAGUGCAGAGCUCUGUGAGCAAAAGCUACGUGGAGGUGAGCCAUGGUCUUGGCCACGUGCCCCAACAGAAUGGCUUCAGUGGGGUGUCCGAGACAGCAGAGGCCCAGAGGAUGAUCCCCAUGAACAGAACGGCCAAACCCUUCCCGGGGUCUGUGAACCAGCCAGCAACCCCCUUCUCCCCAACCCGAAACAUGACAAGUCCCACCGCUGACUUUCCUGCGCCUCCACCUUAUUCUGCAGUCACACCUCCACCUGAAGCCUUCUCCAGAGCAGUAUCAAGUCCGAUAGCUGGCCCAGCACAGCCCCCUCCAUGGCCCCAGCCUGCUCCCUGGUCCCAGGCAGCCUUUUAUGACGCAUCUGAGCGAAUAGCUUCCCGGGAUGAAAGGAUCGCAGUGCCAGCAAAAAGAACAGGGAUAUUGCAGGAGGCCAAAAGGAGAAGCACAACAAAACCCAUGUUCACUUUUAAAGAGCCCAAAGUAAGCCCAAAUCCUGAACUCUUGUCACUUCUUCAAAAUUCAGAGGGCAAACGGGCCACUGGAGCUGGAGGCGAUUCCGGACCCGAAGAAGACUACCUCAGUUUAGGAGCAGAGGCUUGUAAUUUCAUGCAAGGCUCCUCUGGGAAACAAAAGACCCCACCUCCUGUUGCUCCAAAACCUGCAGUCAAGUCCUCAUCCUCCCAACCAGUAACUCCAGUUUCUCCAGUCUGGUCACCAGGAGUGGCUCCAACCCAACCACCUGCCUUCCCCACGUCCAACCCAUCGCAGGGCACCGUUGUCUCCUCCAUCAAAAUAGCCCAGCCUUCUUACCCUCCUGCCCGGCCUGCGAGUGCUCUGAACCCAGCUGGUCCCUUCAAGGGACCACAAGCAGCAGUAGCCAGUCUGAACCAUGCACCCAAGCCGACAGUUCCCACACCAACAGUAAAUGCUGGCCGUGCUGGCGCAGGGGGACCAUCCAAUCAGCUUCCAGGAAUGAGUGGGAGAGGAGCCCAGCUCUUUGCUAAAAGGCAGUCAAGGAUGGAGAAGUACGUGGUAGACUCAGACACCGUGCAGGCCCACGCCGCUCGUGCUCAGUCUCCCACUCCCUCUCUACCAGCCGGGUGGAAGUACUCCUCCAACGUCCGAGCACCCCCUCCUGUGGCCUACAACCCUAUCCACUCUCCUUCCUACCCACUGGCUGCUGUCAAGUCUCAGCCGUCAGCCCCACAGGCCUCCAAAACGAGCAAGAAAAAGGGCAAGAAACCCCUCAAUGCUUUGGACGUCAUGAAGCACCAACCGUAUCAGCUAAAUGCAUCCUUGUUUACUUUCCAGCCUCCAGAUGCAAAGGAUGGCCUCCCCCAAAAGUCAUCAGUCAAGGUCAGUUCAGGGCCACCCAUGAAGCAAGCUCUUCCUCCCCGGCCAGUGAAUGCUAGCUCACCCACUCAUGUGCAGGCCUCGUCCGUGUACUCAGUACCAGCCUACACCUCUCAGCCUACCUUCUUUGCAGAGGCCACCUCACCAGUCAGUGCCUCCCCAGUGCCUGUGGGCAUUCCCACCUCUCCAAAGCAAGAAUCAGCCUCAACAUCUUAUUUUGUGGCACCAAGGCCGAAGUUCUCAGCCAAGAAAAGUGGUGUCACAGUUCAGGAGAGUGGACGCUCCCUUUCUCUUCCUGGAAGACCAAUUCCACCCGCCAUCUCUACAACAUCUCCUUGGGUAUACCAGCCUGCUUAUGGCUACUCUAGCAAACCAACUGAUGGGCUAGAGAAAGCAAACAAGAGACUAACUCCUUGGGAAGCAGCAGCAAAUUCUCCUCUUGGUCUAGUGGAUGAUGCCUUUAGACCCAGAAACAUCCAGGAAUCCAUUGUGGCAAAUGUGGUCUCAGCAGCUCGGAGGAAGGUGCUUCCAGGGCCCUCUGAGGAUUGGAAUGAGAGACUGUCCUAUGCUCCUCAAACCCAGAAGGCCAAUAUGGGCACAUCUGGAAGGCAAGAGUAUAAUGUUGCAUCCCUACCCAAUAAUAGUAAGCCCACCAACUCCCAAUAUGGUUCCCAGUUGUCAUAUGCAUAUUAUAGGCAGCCUUCCAGAAAUGAUUCUGAAAUAAUGUCCAUGGAGACCAGAUCUGAUUACUGUCUUCCAGUAGCCAGUUUCAACUAUAACCCACACCCAAGGGGAUGGAGACGCCAAACGUGAAAGUUAGAAGAACUGAUCAUGCAUCACCUACAGUAAUCAUUUUUAAAAGUGUUCCCUUGCAGAGUUUUUGAUUUUUCCAAUAGAUUUAGAUUUACUUUUGAUCUUGGCUUGUUCUCAUAGGUCGUUUAUCUGAGUGAGUGUGUGUGUGUGUGUGUGUGUGUGCACAUGUGAGUGUGAAUCACUUCCUUUUCUGCUGAUGCAUAGAGAAUUUCUUUGAAGAAAAAAUUUAUUUUCUGCAUUGAUGUGCUGGUACUUAUCUGUAAUUCAUAAUCUUAAUUCCAUUUAUUUCAUUAGUAUGAGGUAGUCUAGGCAAUUAAACUCUGCUCAAUAAAAAUGAAAUUAUUUUCUUCUAUAUGCCUUAGUCCAGGAAAGAAUUAAUGAAAUAUGAUGUGCUAAUUGUCAUUAGCAAUAACAGCAAGAAAUAUAACGUUGGAGAAGUUUUCAAAGGGAGUAUGCCAGUGAAUAAUAAUUACAUAAAAAAGAAUUUCCUUGGUGUUAUUUUAAGCGUUUCGCUGAAAUAUUUUUUAAAAUCUAAUAAAAUUCAGAUUUGUUUUUUAGAAUUGAAAUACAGUAUAAGUAUUCUCAGAAAGAAAGAAGUAUUUGAGAGUAAGACAAUUAUACAGUUCAGAGGGACUUUUGAAGUAAAUAAUGUAACGUGUGGGGAAUAGAAAGAUUCAGGUACAGGACUAAUUUUUAACCUAUGUAAAGCCAGCAGCCUGAGACAGGAAUAGACCUCAGGUUCAGGUGUCCUCCUUUGUCAAACGAGAUCAGAUUAUCUAAUCUCUCAUAUCCUUAACAACUCGGAUAUUCUGAGAUUCUUUCAUUAGUAGAAUGACCUUUGAUGCAUUUUUCAUUUUUGUUGCUCAUCAUAUAAAUAUCAGAUUAAAUUGAGGAGUGGAUUAGGUCAUGGAUGUCACUACAUGAAUCAGUAAAGGUCCAAAAAGAAUGGUUGGGCGGCAGAUUUUGUGCUACGUGUUACGUGGAGUGAGGGGUGAUGUGAUGUGAAGAAAAAACUAUUAAUGGAUUCAAGGAAGUGGUAGAUGGAUGUGUCUGUUAUUAUGCACCUGUAGGUCAUGACCAUUUAUUCAGUUAUACAAAACAUGCCACAGAAGCCUAUGCAACAAGCCGUGCUUCUUUCAAAAGUCAUCGUUAGGAAGUUCGCAGGAAGUUAAACAGCUGCUUGGUUGAUUCCAUGACCCAGGCCUUGUUAGCAUGACCAUGAGACAAUCAGUCAAACACCUGCUCCUUCCUGCCAUACCCACAGAGGAUUAAAUACAAGGAAAUUCAAAGUAUUUUACAGCAUAAGCAAGUAUUGAGACUGUUUUAAAAUAAAAACAUCUUGAGUAUUCGAAACUUUCCUGGGUUUUUAAAUGUGAUUAUUUUGCUUUGUUUUACUUUUUAACCCUUGAAUUUAUUAUUAUGAUGGUGUCUUUCACAGAAUAAAACUUAAAAAAAAUUUCCAGGGUACAAGUGAUCCCUUAUCUUAGAAGAAAAGAAUAAAAAUUUGAAGAAAUCACAGUAAGUUCUGUUAUUGAAGGACCCAACUAGAUACUAAUUUGUUUAGUCAUGAA